Molecule: messenger RNA, 1830 nt
Organism: Diutina rugosa
Lineage: Eukaryota; Fungi; Ascomycota; Pichiomycetes; Serinales; Debaryomycetaceae
Exons: 1
Coding region: 1-1830 (609 amino acids)
Biological process (GO): peptidyl-serine phosphorylation; peptidyl-threonine phosphorylation
Molecular function (GO): ATP binding; protein serine/threonine kinase activity
Source: RefSeq, a predicted model, not a curated record
AUGGACUUGCAAGACCUGUUUCUGCGAAUAAACCUCGCCCAGGGGAAGCAGGUCCCGCCAGGCGCCGCCGGCGGCCCCUUGCUGGAGUCGACCAACUACAACUUCAUGCGGGCGACGACGCUGCUGCUCCAGAAGAAGGUCGACUACAAGCGCAAACGCACCGAGCCCAAGACCGUGCCGCUGGCGGCCACCCCGCGGGCUCGCCUGCCGUCCCAGCCCCGCCACCCGCUCCGGCUUCUCGCCGAGCCGAGGGCGGCCAAAGAUACCAAUAAUGCCCCCAAAACUCAGCUCCACCAGCCGGUAUCCCCCAGAAAACUCACUAAGAGCCGGUCGAUACCCGCUAUGGGCCACGCCGCUGUGGCAUUCGCCUCCCAGGACGUGUUCUCACGCUUAUACCCAGGCCCUCCGCUGAGAACAAGACCCAUGCCUCAACAGGCCCGUCCUCCGGUAACUCCUCCGGCGAGUCGCCCCACUCGAAUUCCCUCGGGUCCGUCGCAGAAAGUCAGUGAUCUCACUCGAGUAUUCGCCAAGUUCGACCGUGACGUCAUCGAUACCUCCCAUGAAGCGACGCUAGAGAUGAAAACUCCUCUAAAACCGCACGAGGCUAACGUCGAUAGCCACCAGCUAACCAUCUACGAGAGGGGGGAGCUCUUACGGUGCAAACUGAUCUACUAUAUACCCACUGCCCGCCACGGUGCCCCCGUGAGGGAUAACACUGAGAGUUUGAACUACGGGUUUGACGACAUUGGCGGCAACUACAUCAUCAGGCCCGGCGACCACAUCGACUACCGCUACGAGAUAUGCCUGACCCUCGGCACGGGGCUGUUUGGCACCGUAGUGAUGGCUCGCGACCAUAAGAUCACCGCUCCUCCUCGGUACGUGGCGAUCAAGAUCAUCAAAAAUGAUCUCCAAUGGCUGCUUCAGCUGGUGAGGGAGAUCAAAACCUUGAAACAGCUCGGCAGCCACGACCUGCCUCUGGACCACAUCUUGGCCUACAUCGACCACUUCAACUUCCGCUCCCACAUGUGCAUUGUCACCGAGUUGCUCCUGGUGAACUUAUACCUGCUUCUCGAGAUGAUUGAGUUCCGAGGGCUUGCGCUCCCGCUUAUCCGCGACCUCGCCCACCAGCUCAUUCUGGGGGUGCAAUUUAUCCACAAGAAUCUGAUCAUCCACUGCGAUAUCAAGCCCGAAAACAUCAUGCUCCGUCUUGGUUCUGAAGGCAGUGACUUCACCGUGAAACUCAUUGAUUUCGGCACGCUGUGUCCGCGCGACGAGAUCUCGUUCACCUACAUCCAGCUGAGGUACUACCGGGCGCCGGAGGUGAUCUUGGGCGCCACCUACGGGCCCGCGAUCGACAUGUGGAGCAUUGGCUGUGUAUUGGCAGAGAUGUAUACAGGGUACCCGUUGCUUGCGGGCAAAAGCGAGGUCGAGCAGUGUGGGCUCAUCUUGGAGCUUUUAGGCCCGCCCCGCCCCGGCACCAUCAUCGGGUACCGGCGGCUGCUUCAGCGGCUGGUGCAGAAGCUGGCGUUUAACCCCGAACAGCUGUUUUCCCAGGCAGGGUUGGUCAAUGACCGCCAGCUUAAACGCACGCUUUUAUUUAAGAUAUUUGACGGCCAGGGCCGGUUGAACCAAGGGAUCUUUGCUCAGUACUUGGCGAACGCACCGGCGACUAAGCGCCAUUUCAAACCGCACGCUCGGCCAGUGGCAGCGCUGGUGCAAUUGCCACCAACGCACCCGUUUGUGCUGCUUUUGGCCCGCAUGUUGACGUGGGAGGCGGCGGAACGAGCCACCCCCGACGAGCUUUUGACCCACGCUUUCUUCCAGCAAUAG